Messenger RNA from Ogataea polymorpha, 2470 nucleotides. RefSeq lists its product as uncharacterized. NCBI's taxonomy places the organism in Eukaryota, Fungi, Ascomycota, Pichiomycetes, Pichiales, Pichiaceae. The record is from RefSeq and is a predicted model, not a curated record. The coding region runs from base 7 to 918 and encodes 303 amino acids. Gene Ontology annotation, molecular function: RNA binding; translation initiation factor activity; ribosome binding. Gene Ontology annotation, cellular component: eukaryotic translation initiation factor 2B complex; multi-eIF complex; eukaryotic 48S preinitiation complex. The transcript has a single exon.
CCUACCAUGAGCACAUCCAACUGCAGAUUUUACGAGAACAAAUACCCAGAAGUGGACGAGGUUGUGAUGGUCAACGUCCAGCAAAUUGCUGAGAUGGGUGCCUAUGUCAAACUUCUGGAGUACGAUAACAUUGAAGGCAUGGUUCUGUUGUCUGAGCUCUCGAGAAGACGUAUCAGAUCCAUCCAGAAGCUUAUAAGAGUCGGCAGGAAUGAGGUUGCAGUGGUUUUAAGAGUGGACAAGGACAAGGGAUACAUCGACUUGUCCAAGAGAAGGGUUUCGUCAGAGGAGAUUGUGAAGUGCGAGGAAAGAUUCAACAAGUCCAAGGCAGUGCACUCUAUUCUGAGAAGGUGUGCUGAAAAAUACAACAUCCCACUUGAACACCUGUACGAGACCAUUGCAUGGCCGUUGAGCAGAGAGUAUGGACACGCAUUCGAUGCGUUUCGGAUCUCGAUCACCGAUCCUUCUAUUUUCAAUAAAAUAACUCCUCCUUCACAAGAAGUGCUGGAAGAGCUGAAGGAACACAUUUCUAGAAGACUGACUCCGCAGGCGAUCAAGUGCAGAGCCGACAUCGAGGUGUCCUGUUUUUCAUACGAGGGUAUCAACGCCAUUAAGGAGGCUUUGGCUGCCGCAGAGUCUCUCAGCACAGAACAGAACGCUAUCAAGGUGAAGCUGGUGGCUGCUCCAAGGUACGUGGUCACCACGCAGUCGCUGGACAAACAAACAGGAAUCAACAGUCUGAAUGAGGCUAUAGAGAAAGUUAAUCAGGUCAUCACCAAGUAUGGUGGAGUGUGCGAUGUCGCCAUGGCUCCAAAGGCUGUGACGGCCACCGAGGACGCCGAGUUGCAAGCUCUUUUGGAGAGAAAGGAGAUGGAGAACGCUAUGGAGUCGGAUGACUCCGACGAGGAGUACGACGAGUAGUCGUUGGUGGUGGAUAAUACAUAUAUUGCAGAAUUAAAGGGCUUUGUAUAAUUAUGCCAAGUUGCUGUCAAACAGCAGAGACAGGAGAUCCUGUGAGCUUUUAAUAUUUUUUCUGGGCGAGGAAAUAAGGUCCACAAACAAAUGGUAGCAUGCGGCGCUGAAAAACCAUUUGCAACCGUUCUGGUCGAGAAAUGAAAGACAGUAAUUGAAGAGCGACUUUUUGUAGUUGAGCACGGUGAGCCGGUCAUGCGACGUGGUCUGUACCUGCUGUCUAGCUUCAAUUUCCAAGUACAGAAGGACCAUUACGUGCAGAACGGCGUGUAUCGUCAUGAUCUGCUGUACCUGUUCUCCCUUACUCUGGUCAAUGAUGUUUCUAGAAAAACGCGAAAGAUAGUGCAUUUUGUUGUCUGACAACGGAGAGUCGGUGUGGAGCAGCUGCUGUCCUUCCACCUCGUCUUCCAGAAUGCUGACAAAAUCGACUUUGGAGCGCAGGUACAUAAUUCCGCAGAAGUCACCGCAGAUGCGUAAAAAUCGCGUAUAUGUGUCGCCAAUCAGUCUGCGCGUGUCGUCGUCGACACCUCGGUUGCACAAGCUUAGAAUAUCUUUUUCGAGAUUCAAGUCCAGCGAACGGUUGCCCGGCGGACGGUAUCUGCAUACAAGAAUUCGCUCUAGCAGGUCGCAUAUUUGAUACCACCGGCGGAAAAUCUCAAAGUCCCUGCGGUUGCCGUCAAAAUCCUCUAACUUCACCGUGUCGACUGCCAGGUCUAAGGUGUUGUAGAACAUUGUAGCGCACGAGGUGAUGGUUAGGGCUCUGUCCAGACAGAACGACGUCCAAAAUAAGCGCGUAAGCAGCGACACUUUGUGCAAUAGUCUGAAGAAAAUAGAUCCUGUGCUGUGGUCAAGAGAGUUUGUCUCCAGCUUGGAUAGUUGGUUCCGUGCUGCGUUGUUGUGCAAUGCCAAGUCUGUGAUCAAAAUACAUGCCCGGGAAACGUACUCGCGAGCAACCUGCGGGCCCGUUGGCGAUUCCUCCUGGUUACUCAUCAGUAAAAACCCCUGGAUCAGCGUAAUUUUGUUGAGUUCGCACAAUUUAAGCAGCUCGCACUUGCGGCGCAAUUGUUCUGCUGUUUCUCUGAUCUCGGCAGGUUUCAGGCAUGUAUCGUAUCUAACACCACACAUCAUCAUUGCGUUAAGCAGCAACGGCGGAGUCGUGUCCAAAUGGUCGAUAAUAUCUCUAUCUACCACUGGAUAGAGAGGAUACAGGUUAUCGAGGUACAGCGUGACGUACCUGCGCUGCGUCUCAAUGGGGGGCUUCUUGAAAGCUCCUUUCAUUUCCACGUAUUCCAACAGUUCCUCAUCAACGUUCAGUGGUCGCGUGUACUGGUCACGAGCCGGCAAAAACAGGUCUCGCCAGGGAAAAUAUAGAUUAAAAAACUCACCGUCGGAUAGAGUAAGAAACGAGUCGUUGCUGAAAAGAGGGGCAAGCGGAUGUGCCGUGUUAAUGAACUGGAACUUGUUUUCGGAGUUUUUAAUCGCGUUCGCAUAUAUGCGGUCG